AUGGCCAGCAAGCGGAAAUCCACCACCCCGUGCAUGAUCCCCGUGAAGACUGUGGUGCUGCAGGAAGCCGGUGCAGAGGCCCAGCCCGCCGAGGCUCUGCCCGAAGGGCCCCCGCCGGACCUGCCCCCAGAGGCGCCUGCCCCCAGCAGCGAGGUCGCCCAGGCCUCCAGCAGCACCGACAGCGCUGCGCUGGCCAACGGGCAUCGGAGCACUGUGGAUGGCUAUUUGUAUUCUUGUAAAUACUGUGAUUUCAGAUCCCAGGACAUAACCCAGUUUGUGGGACACAUGAACUCCGAGCACACAGACUUUAAUAUAGACCCGACCUUUGUAUGCAAUGAGUGCAGCUUUCUGGCAAAAACUCCUGAGGCGCUUUCUCUGCACAAUGCCAAGUGCCACCUGGGGGAAGCCAGCUUUCGGUGGAAUGUGGCCAAGCCAGACAAUCAUGUGAUCGUGGAGCAGAGCGUCCCUGAGAGUACCAGCGCUCCUGACCCGCUGGGUGAGCCCAGUGCCGACGGGACCGAUGGACAAGCCGAAAUCAUCAUCACCAAAACUCCAAUCAUGAAGAUAAUGAAAGGCAAAGCUGAAGCCAAAAAAAUCCAUACGCUCAAAGAGAACGCCCCCAGUCAACCUGCCAGUGACACCUCACCGAACCCGCCAGCUGGGGAGGCAGAUGGGAAGGAAGGGAACCACUCCUCUGUCAAUGGGGCGGUCCCCGUCAGCCAGGCACCCACCAACCCGGCCAAGCCCCCCCACACGACCAACGGGCCCCUGCUGGGGACAGUGCCAGUUCUGCCGGCAGGGAUAGCACAGUUCCUCUCUCUCCAGCAACAGCCCCCGGCACAUGCCCACCCCCACCCCCACCCCCACCAGCCGCUGCCCACCUCCAAGUCCCUCCCCAAAGUGAUGAUCCCCUUGAGCAGCAUUCCAACGUACAAUGCGGCCAUGGACUCCAACAGCUUCCUGAAGAACUCUUUCCACAAGUUCCCCUACCCAACCAAAGCCGAGCUCUGCUACUUGACCGUAGUUACCAAGUAUCCAGAAGAGCAGCUCAAGAUCUGGUUCACAGCCCAGCGGCUGAAGCAAGGCAUCAGCUGGUCCCCCGAGGAGAUCGAGGAUGCCCGGAAAAAGAUGUUCAAUACGGUCAUCCAGUCCGUCCCUCAGCCCACAAUCACCGUUCUGAAUACUCCCCUGGUGGCCAACGCUGGCAACGUCCAGCAUCUCAUCCAGGCCGCCCUCCCGGGCCAUGUUGUGGGGCAGCCAGAGGGAGCGGCGGGGGGCCUCCUGGUCACUCAGCCGCUGCUGGCCAAUGGGUUGCAGGCACCAAGCGCGUCUCUCCCUCUGACAGUGACGUCCAUCCCCAAGCAGCCGGCGGUUGCACCCAUUAACACCGUGUGUUCCAACACAGCGUCAGCAGUGAAGGUGGUCAAUGCAGCUCAGUCGUUGCUCACAGCGUGCCCGAGCAUCACUUCCCAAGCCUUCCUUGACGCCAGCAUCUACAAAAACAAGAAAUCUCACGAACAGCUGUCAGCUCUGAAAGGCAGCUUCUGUCGGAACCAGUUCCCGGGACAGAGCGAAGUCGAGCAUCUGACCAAAGUGACGGGCUUGAGUACCAGGGAGGUGAGGAAGUGGUUCAGUGACCGGAGGUACCACUGCCGGAACCUGAAGGGCUCCCGCAUCAUGAUGCCCGGGGACCCCAGCUCCAUCCUCAUCGACUCUGUGCCCGAGGUGCCCUUCGCCCCAGUGUCCAAGGCCCCCGAGGUGACCUGCAUCCCCACGGCAGCCAUCCUGGCCACCCACCCUUCCGCCAAACGACAGUCCUGGCACCAGACCCCUGACUUCACACCAACCAAAUACAAGGAGCGCGCCCCCGAGCAGCUCCGCGCCCUGGAGAGCAGUUUUGCACAAAACCCGCUUCCUCUGGACGAGGAGCUGGAUCGCCUGAGGACCGAAACCAAAAUGACCCGAAGGGAGAUCGACAGCUGGUUCUCUGAGCGACGGAGGAAGGUGAGCACCGAGGAGACCGCCAGGGCCGAUGGGAGCGCCUGUCAGGAGGAGGAGGAGGCUGCCGGGGAGGAGGGGGGAGUGGAGGCUGCGGCCGGUGACCUGAGGGUCCCUGGGGAGAAUGGCUCCCCAGACGUGCCCAGCACCCACACCUUGUUUGAGCGCAAAGUCAGCCCCAUCAAGAUCAACCUGAAGAACCUGCGGGUCACCGAGGCCAACGGCAAGGGCGAGCUGCCCGGGCUGGGCGCCUGCGACCCUGACGAUGACGCGUCCACCAAGCUGGCCCUGCAGCCGCCCGGCAAGGUGAGCUGCAAAAAGACGGCCCAGCAGCGGCACCUGCUGCGCCAGCUCUUCGUGCAGACGCAGUGGCCCAGCACCCAGGACUACGACUCCAUCAUGGCGCAGACGGGCCUGCCCCGGCCGGAGGUGGUGCGCUGGUUCGGGGACAGCAGGUACGCCCUUAAGAACGGCCAGCUCAAGUGGUACGAGGACUACAAGCGGGGCAACUUCCCCCCAGGGCUGCUGGUCAUCACCCCCGGCAACCGGGAGCUGCUGCAGGACUACUACGUGACGCACAAGACGCUGCACGAGGAGGACCUGCCGGGCCUCUGCGAGAAGACCCAGAUGAGCUCCCAGCAGCUCAAGCAGUGGUUCGCGGAGAAAAUGGGCGAGGAGACCCGGGCCGUGGCGGACACCGGCAGCGAGGACCAGGGCCCCGGCGAGCCUGCAGCUGUGCACAAGGGGCUGGGCGACACCUGCUCAGAGGUGUCCGAAAACAGUGAGUCGUGGGAGCCCAGUGCCCCUGAGGCCAGCUCGGAGCCCUGUGACAUACCAAGUCCCCAGGCUGGUCGUCAGCUGGAAACGGACUGA
Molecule: messenger RNA, 2871 nt
Organism: Pipistrellus nathusii (Nathusius's pipistrelle)
Lineage: Eukaryota; Metazoa; Chordata; Mammalia; Chiroptera; Vespertilionidae
Source: the annotation of a GenBank genome assembly